Molecule: messenger RNA, 2382 nt
Organism: Galeopterus variegatus (Sunda flying lemur)
Lineage: Eukaryota; Metazoa; Chordata; Mammalia; Dermoptera; Cynocephalidae
Gene: PARN
Product: poly(A)-specific ribonuclease
Exons: 16
Coding region: 111-1391 (426 amino acids)
Biological process (GO): nuclear-transcribed mRNA poly(A) tail shortening
Cellular component (GO): cytoplasm; nucleus
Molecular function (GO): RNA binding; metal ion binding; poly(A)-specific ribonuclease activity
Source: RefSeq, a predicted model, not a curated record
GUCGGCGCUGCAGUCUCUGCUGCUGCCGUCGCAGCAGCUGCCGCGGGUCGCCGGGGAACUCUGGGAGUAGAACGGCUGAGGCGGGCCUGGGGUUCCGGCCACUGUGCAGAAUGGAGAUAAUCAGAAGCAAUUUUAAGAGUAAUCUUCACAAAGUGUACCAGGCCAUAGAGGAGGCGGACUUCUUCGCCAUCGAUGGGGAGUUUUCAGGAAUCAGUGAUGGACCUUCAGUGACCACAUUAACAAAUGGUUUUGACACUCCAGAAGAGAGGUAUCAGAAGCUUAAAAAGAAGGAGCGAUAUAUUGUUAUCAGCAAAGUAGAUGAAGAAGAGCGCAAAAGAAGGGAAGAGCAGAAACAUGCUAAAGAACAGGAGGAACUGAAUGAUGCAGUGGGAUUUGCUAGAGUCAUUCAUGCCAUCGCUAAUUCAAAUAAUUCACAGCUCUUGGAUACUAAAUUGAUGGCCAGCACACAACCUUUUAAGGAUAUCAUUAACAACACAUCCCUUGCAGAAUUGGAAAAGCGGUUAAAAGAGACACCUUUCAACCCUCCCAAAGUUGAAAGUGCAGAAGGUUUUCCAAGUUAUGACACAGCUUCUGAACAGCUCCACGAGGCAGGCUAUGAUGCUUAUAUCACAGGAUUGUGCUUCAUCUCCAUGGCAAAUUACCUAGGUUCUUUUCUCAGUCCUCCAAAAAUUCAUGUGUCUGCCAGAUCAAAACUCAUUGAACCUUUUUUUAACAAGUUAUUUCUUAUGAGGGUCAUGGAUAUCCCCUAUCUAAACCUGGAAGGACCAGACUUGCAACCUAAACGUGAUCAUGUUCUCCAUGUGACAUUCCCCAAAGAAUGGAAAACCAGCGAUCUUUACCAGCUUUUUAGUGCCUUUGGUAACAUUCAGAUAUCCUGGAUUGAUGACACAUCAGCAUUUGUUUCUCUCAGCCAGCCUGAACAAGUACAAAUUGCUGUCAAUACCAGUAGAUAUGCAGAAAGCUACCGGAUCCAGACCUAUGCUGAAUAUGUGGGAAAAAAACAGGAAGAGAAGCAGAUCAAGAGAAAGUGGACAGAAGAUAAUUGGAAGGAGGUUGGAAGAAAGCGAUUAAACACUCAGUGCAUAGCCUACACUCUGCAGAAUAACUAUUACCACAGCAAUAGUUUUACAACUACCAGCACGGUAGGAAAGAGAAAUUUGAGUCCUAGUCAAGAAGCUGCUGGCUUGGAGGACAGAGUGUCAAGGGAGAUUUCUGAUACUGAGCUUGAGCAGACAGAUUCCUGUGCAGAACCUCUCUCAGAGGGAAGGAAAAAGGCCAAGAAGUUAAAAAGAAUGAAGAAAGAGCUUUCUCCAGCAGGAAGCAUCUCGGACAGCCCUGCCACACUCUUUGAAGUUCCUGACACGUGGUAACAAAGACCUGAGUGCAACAAACCGCUGGUGCUGUCGCUGAGAAAGAGCCAGCCGGCACGUUUGGAAGCCAUACUGUGUUUAAUUUAAGAAAAUGUGGUAUGGGAGGGUUUGAAACGAAGUGUGUCUCCUGAAAAAAAGUUUUUAUUUUUGUGGCUGUGUUUCUUCUUUUUAAUCUAAUCUAAACUGUUGACACUCAUCGUGGUUGUAGGCUGUCAUGAAUGUGUACAUUAUUAACCAGCUAUUUGUUGCUCGUGUGAAACCUUUCCUAUCAUGAAUUAGUGUGUUUAAGAAUCCACUUGAUGGGGAAUGUCAGCUGUGAAAUAUGCAAAAGGAGCUGACUUUCUGGGUGCUGUGAUCAUGAAAUUGGGGUUGAACUCUUUCCUGCUUAGAGAGGAUUUUGUGCAUCAUCUUAUGCUCAGAUUUUGGGGCAGUUGCAGUGCAUGUUACAGUCUCCUAAUGGAGAAAUCAGUAGUGUCUCCCUGCUCUCCCUGCUUCCCACCACAGCUGCCUGAAAAUAUGAAGCUCUCAAGCUUGUUUUUCUAGUAGGAAGAUGUCUACCGAGCUCAGCCCAUGAAGGAGCUUACCAUAUGCCUUGGUCUUUGGGGCAUAUUUACUUAGAAUUAUUUUUUCUAAGAUGUGAGUUUCUCACAGGGAAUGUACAAGUUAAAAAGUUAAUUUCUGUUCUUACGUGUGGUGCUGUGUUCGCUUUUCAGUGUCUCAGCCUGAUUGUCUUUUCUGUUUGUUUGUGUGGCAGUUGAGGUGAGGUGGCAUGUGUGCAUCUGUGUGCGUGUGUGUGAAAUCAUGGCAAAUCUACAACAUGUACCAGCCCUUUCUGUCGAAACACAUCACAACAGCAACAAAAAUUCAUGGAUCUACUUCAGUAGAUCUGCUUCUGAUAGAUCAUUGUUAGAUAUUUAACAUUUUUGUAUCAUGGAAAUAAAAGUGAGAAAUGUAUUUCCAAAGGAUGAAAAUUAAAGAAAUUUUCAUAGGA